Molecule: messenger RNA, 3151 nt
Organism: Trichomycterus rosablanca
Lineage: Eukaryota; Metazoa; Chordata; Actinopteri; Siluriformes; Trichomycteridae
Gene: gtpbp2b
Product: GTP binding protein 2b
Exons: 12
Coding region: 10-1797 (595 amino acids)
Biological process (GO): translational elongation
Molecular function (GO): GTPase activity; GTP binding; translation elongation factor activity
Source: RefSeq, a predicted model, not a curated record
AGGUUGGUUAUGGAGGUGAAGUCAGGCGCUCCUGGGCCCGGAUCCGCUAUCUCCGAACAAACGCGUAAAUCCCGCAAAAGGAGAAACAGGAGGAGGGGCAGGAGACGGAGGGGUAAAAAAUCCAACGAGCCGCCGCCGUUUUUACCCCCGGAGGCAGAGGAAGGAAACAUUGAAUAUAAGUUAAAGCUGGUGAACCCGACACAGUACCGAUUUGAGCACCUAGCCACGCAGCUAAAGUGGCGUCUGCAGGAGGGCCGAGGUGAGGCCGUCUAUCAGAUCGGUGUAGAAGACAAUGGACUGCUGGUUGGACUCAGCGACAAUGACAUGAAGGCCUCAUUAAAGACACUACGCAGAAUGGCUGAGAAGGUCGGAGCUGACAUCACACUCCUGAGAGAGAGGGAGGUGGACUAUGAAUCGGACAAACCAAGAAAAAUCGCAGAAGUUCUUGUGAGAAAAGUUCCAGAUAACCAGCAGUUUCUGGACCUGCGCGUGGCUGUGCUGGGAAACGUGGACUCAGGAAAGUCCACUCUUCUAGGUGUCCUGACGCAGGGCGAGCUGGAUAACGGACGAGGCCGCGCCCGGCUCAAUCUGUUCCGACACCUGCACGAAAUCCAGACGGGCCGCACAUCAAGCAUCAGCUUCGAGAUUCUUGGUUUUAACAGUAAAGGAGAGGUGGUAAAUUACAGUGAGUCUCGUACAGCUGAGGAGAUCUGUGAGAGUUCGUCCAAGAUGAUCACCUUUAUUGACCUUGCCGGCCAUCAUAAGUAUUUAAAGACCACCAUCUUUGGCUUAACCAGCUACUGCCCUGAUUUUGCCAUGCUUGUGGUGGGUGCCAACACAGGUGUCGCGGGCACUACACGGGAACACUUGGGCCUGGCUCUGGCACUGAAGGUGCCCGUGUUUGUGGUGGUCAGCAAAGUGGAUGUGUGUGUGGGUGGUGCUGUACAGAAGACUGUACGCCAAUUGGAGCGGCUUUUGAUGCUGCCUGGGUGCAACAAGGUGCCCAUGCUGAUUGCUAACCGGGACGACGCAGUCACCGCCGCCCAGCGCUUUGCCCAGUCCUCCAGCAUCACUCCGAUUUUCACCCUGUCGAGCGUAUCAGGAGAGAACUUGGAACUGCUGAAGAUUUUCUUUAAUAUUCUGCCUCCACUCAGCAACAGCAAGGAGCAAGAGGAGCUCAUGCAGCAACUCACAGAGUUUCAGGUUGAUGAGAUCUACAGCGUACCUGAUGUGGGAACAGUGGUCGGAGGAACUCUAUACAGCGGUGUGUGUCGUGAAGGAGAUCGAUUAGUAGUGGGACCUACAGAUGAUGGGAAGUUCCUGAGGUUGAAGGUUUGCAGUAUGCAGAGAAAUCGAUCAGCCUGCAGGGUGCUACGAGCGGGUCAGGCAGCUACUCUCGCACUAGGCAACUUUGAUCGUUCACUACUACGCAAGGGAAUGGUGAUGGUAAGUCCGAAGAUGAACCCCACCAUCUGCUGGCAGUUUGAAGCAGCCAUAGUCCUGCUGUUUCAUGCUAAAACGUUCAGACGCGGCUUCCAGGUUACGGUGCACGUAGGAAACGUUCGGCAGACAGCCACAGUGGAGUGUUUACUUGGAAAGGAGGAGUUGCGUACUGGUGAGAGGGCUGUAGUGUGUUUCAGAUUCCUGAAACAUCCAGAGUACCUGCGAGUCGGGGCUAAGCUGCUGUUUCGAGAGGGGGUGACCAAGGGCAUUGGUCAUGUGACCCACCUUGUACCUUCUGUCCUUAAUAAUGGCCCUGACCAGAACCACAAACUUCACCAGAGCCAAAACAAUUAGAGGAGAACUAAACAAAAGAGAUUGUGAGGGUGUUUCUUGCUGUAGUUUGCUGUCCACAGUGGCAAAUUAACAGCUUCUGUUCCUACAUAAUUGUGAGGUGUGGGGUGAUGUUGAAGUAUUGACAUGCUCAGAGGUAUUUCAUUACUUUAUAUGUGUCUGAUUUAUCUCACCUCUGACAGAGGGUUGUGUUGGGUGUUAUGGGUAAAAGAAAAAAACCCUUACUACAGUAAUGACAUGUGAAUAUGGCCUUGAAAUCACAUCGCAGUGUCACAUCAAAGUUGCACAAUGCUGUGUAUGAUAAUGCAGUUUCUUUAUGGUUAUGCACAUUAGACAGUAUAGUUAGAUAUAUUAUGGAUAUUAAUAUUUAUUACACAUAUUAACAUUUUUUUCUGCAGCAGCGAGAGAUUAGCAGGUCUAAUAAAACUGGCUGAUGAAGUUACCAAGUUUAAUAGUCCACGACCAACAACUUUUAUUUGCACAGUUGCCAAAUAUUACCAGAUGGUUUCAUAGGAUAGAUUUUUUUUGCUUUAUAAAUAAAAAAUUAAAUUAUUUGAUCAUUUCCAACAACGUUUAAUGAUGUGUGUAACUAAAUUACAAGCUAAACUGCUUGUAAAUGCUGUAGGCUCUUAGCAUGGAUAUUAUAAAGAAGCAUAAAUAAAACCUAACAUGAAUUGUUCUAAACUAUAAAUUUUUUGAUUGCCUUAUCUGAUGCAACACUCCACAUUUUAUCCGAGCUUGGGACUGGCACUGAGAGUGCACCAACAAGUGCGACUCUAAAUAGCUGGCCCCUGAGAUAUAGCCAGUCAUGUCUGUGUAGACACCUGGCUGUUGGAUAGCACAGCUUGAAAUUCAAAGCCAGGAUCUUAGUGGUAGUGUACUUUACCACUUUGCCACCUGAGCAUCCAUGUUCUAAACUACAAUACACUUAAAAUAAAAGUAAAAUAAAUUAACUAGCUUCAUUAAAAAAAAUAACUGAAGGAAUAAAAACUAGGGUGUGGGCAGACUUAAAUACAUUAAAUGUUUGUGGCGAAUUAAAAUGUUAACAGGUUUAGAAGGAAAGAUUUUUUUUGGAUAAAAUAUGGUGUUUGUUGAGGGCAUCUCUGCUUUGUGAACCUGUAAACCCUUGCUAAUUCUCUAGUUCAUGUUUUGCACUGCUUAAAACAUUUAAUAUUCAUGUGUGUACAAUAUUAUUCAUCGUCAUCUUGCACAGCAUUAGGACGGUAAACUGCAUGCUGUGCUUAUUCCAGCUAUAAAAUAUAUAUAAAAACGCUGCUGCAUCUUGUGAAAGCUUCAGAUUUAACAGAAGCGUUCAGUUUGCACUGUACUGUACUCACAUGCACCUUACAAGAAAUAA